UCUACACUAUUACAUAAAACGCACAGCAUAAAACCAGUUUUCAUACACGAUAUCGUUCUCAUCGUUACACAGUCGGCACACAGUCAUAUAGGUCAUAAUACUUUGAUUGUAAUAAAUACAAGAGAAUAGAACUGUUUACAACAUACAACCUAUAUAUCUCACAUUACGUGACAUAAGCACGAAACAGUAAGUCCAUUAGUCCAUUGAAGUACGUCUGAGGUAUUGAAGGCAACUAGUUGCGCAAUUAUUAAAAAAUAGAGUUUUUAUUUCUAUAAAAAUUGGUGAGCAAUAAGAUAAAGAUGGCAUCGGCGUUGAAAAAAUUACCUUUUGUAAGAGCCGGCACAAUUGUGAUGACGACACAAGCGUUCCGAAGAACUUUCCAGCCAAAUGUUAUCCGUAAUUAUGCAUCAGCUGGAGCAGGAAAGGAAGGUGGAUCACGAUUGGGUCUUUGGGCAGCAUUAGCCGCAGUAGGAGCUGGAGGCGGCUAUUACGUAUGGUCCACUCAAAAUGAUGGCAAUAAGGGUCCUAGGAAGCAAGAGGAUUAUCAAAAGGUUUACAAUGCGAUAGCAGAAAUUUUAGAAGAAAAUUCGCAAUACGACGAUGGAUCAUACGGGCCCGUUCUAAUACGACUGGCUUGGCAUGCUUCUGGUACUUAUUGCAAAACGAAUAAGAAUGGAGGAUCGGCCAGAGCUACAAUGCGCUUCGAACCAGAAAGCAAGCAUGGUGCUAAUGCUGGCUUGCACAUUGCGAGAGAAAAAUUGGAGAAAAUUAAGAAGCAAUUCCCAUGGAUUUCUUACGGUGACCUGUGGACUUUGGGAGGUGUUGUAGCUGUGCAAGAAAUGGGUGGUCCGACCGUCUCUUGGAGACCAGGACGUGUUGAUGGAGCCGCUCAAGAUUGUCCACCAGACGGUCGUCUACCCGACGGUGGUAAUCCUACACCACAACAUCCUCGUGACGUUUUCUAUCGAAUGGGAUUCAAUGACCAAGAAAUUGUGGCUCUUAUUGGCGCCCAUGGUGUUGGUCGAUGCCAUACGGAUAGAUCAGGUUUCGACGGUCCGUGGACAUUCUCGCCAACCACUUUCAGCAAUGCAUACUAUAGUGAAUUGUUGAAUCGCAAGUGGGUCGAAAAGAAGUGGUCGGGUCCGAAACAGUUUGUGGACAAGGAAACCGGGAAUUUGAUGAUGCUGCCGGCUGAUAUGGCAUUUGUCAAAGAUGCCGAAUUUAAGAAAUGGGUGGAAACGUACGCUAAGGAUGAGAAAAGGUUUGGCGUUGAUUUCGCAAAGGCUUUUAAGAAAUUGCUGGAACUGGGCGUCCAAUUCCCAGAGGAUGCGCCCGAAAUACAAUUCAAAUCUACGUGAACGUGAGCAUCACUUUGCAUGAUCAAUUACUUAUUAUCUACAUAAAUAUUAUAUUCAGCUUGCAACUGUAAAGGCAUCGUAUCAAAAUUUAUUUUUCUACCAGAAUGUGAUGAAUUUCCUGUUGAUUUACUUGGCAUCACUUUAAAACAUUCUUUUAAUAAAAGCAUUUCAAGAAAACGUU
Bradysia coprophila is the source of this 1539-nucleotide messenger RNA. RefSeq lists its product as uncharacterized. The record is from RefSeq and is a predicted model, not a curated record. Lineage: Eukaryota; Metazoa; Arthropoda; Insecta; Diptera; Sciaridae. Gene Ontology annotation, biological process: cellular response to oxidative stress; hydrogen peroxide catabolic process; response to reactive oxygen species. Gene Ontology annotation, molecular function: heme binding; peroxidase activity.